Messenger RNA from Melampsora larici-populina 98AG31, 1917 nucleotides. RefSeq lists its product as uncharacterized. Bases 1 to 1917 code for a protein of 638 amino acids. The transcript is spliced from 10 exons. The record is from RefSeq and is a predicted model, not a curated record. Lineage: Eukaryota; Fungi; Basidiomycota; Pucciniomycetes; Pucciniales; Melampsoraceae.
AUGCAUCGUUCAUCGCUCGAUCGGUCACUGGAAGAACCAACCAAGGCGUCUUGUGUUGAACAAUCAAAAAUCAACAGCCGAUUAGCCAGGGAGCACGCGACCAAGUUUGUCGGUGACGUGGAUGGAUACGCUUCUGCAGAGCUUGAAGUCCACCCACCUUUGAACUUGGUCGUCCAUCACCUGGCUGGCCAAAUGUCCACGGAUAUGGAUACUGGAUGGGCCACGCGUAGGCGGGACAAAUUUCCCAUCUCGGGUGAAACCAACGACACCUCCUUGCCAGGUGUAACAUUCAUAUCCGACCUUCUGAAAGGUAUAGACGUCAAAAGACAAACCAGUUUUACCGAUGAGGAUCUGCCUCAGCCAUUCCGAACCCCCAAAUCCUAUGCACACGUGCCUCAUGAGUAUCUUGCACCGGAUGGCUUCCCUAAGUCAGAGCAGUGGCUGAAUCCUGCUUGCAGAUUCGCCAUUCUAGGGAAAACUGAAGGUACAGGAAGAGGAAGACUAGUUCAAAGAGCUCUGAACUUUUAUCGAGAACAAGGGUACGAGGGCGUACCAGAUCCUAUAUUGCAAACCGAGAGAACAUCGGUCAAAGGCAAACCGAGACAUGCUGAACGCGCUCGCAAGCGCACAGACAAACGGGAGAAAGACCAGUCGGCCAACUCACUUAACCGCCAGGACAAAACCUUUGAUCGCUCCUUUGCUCGAUUCGAUGAUCCAAUUCUACCUUUUGAAAAUUAUGAUCGCUCUAUGGAAAUUGUAUUCAAUUGCUAUACCAUAGUCACCCAUGGUCGGGGACAAUUUUAUGUAGACACUAUAUUGAUGGCGACGAAGCUCUUCAAUAGGCUACCGCUACCGAAGAAGUCCCCCCCUUCGGUCUUCACCUCUGAGGGACCCAAUGAAGGUAGCCACCCCAUUACGUCCUCUCUGACCGAAAAAAACUGUCCGGGGACUUCAGCCUUGCAUCAAUCCGGCGAUUCUUCUCCUCUCUCUUCCCUCCCUGGUUCUGAUACGGAGGAUAUGGAUAUCUCUAAGAGUUUCAACCGGUCUCGCCCUGACAUAAGCACUCAAUUGGCCUGGGCAUGCGAUGCAUUGAGCAAAGAUGAACCUACUGAUUAUGGUAUAUCAAGGCCAUCAUCCCCUUUAUCCUCGCUGGCGGAGUCUUUUUUGGCGCAAAUGCAAAUCUGUGUGCCAUCAUCACCUCUGUCUUCACCGCCGAAUUCGGUGUCGGCUUACAUGGAAGUAUCUGAUGACGAAAUUGCUCGACCGGAUGACCUGCGGUUCAUGUUGUCAUACCCUUCUCCGGUAUCUUCACCUCUAUCUUCGCUUCUUUCAUCACCACUAUCCUCUCUUCCUGCUUCGGAUACGGACGAUCUAGACGAUAUGGAGGUUAUGGAGGAGCCAAAGCAAGAAGCAACUAAGAUAACUGUGCAAAAGCGUAAUGGGAAGCCAACGACCAAUGGGGCUCUGAUCAAUGGCAAGAUGUAUUGUUUUGGCCAAACGCCACAUACUGACAACGAUAAGGGCAAAGUACACUGUCUGUGGUACCCUAUCGACAGUGAGAGUGGCAAGAUUGUUACUGAUGUGGAAGGAUUUGCACUUGAGGGUGGCUGGCUGAUAUUCCCCGAAUUCCGAUUCGCCUUCAACUUUGGCGCCAAAUCUGCGGUUCAGAUUUCUUGGGACAGUAAAAGAACUUUUCAUCAUACUCUUCCCUCAAAGGAAAAAGACGAUCUGAAUAAAGAUGGCAAAAAAGUCCAUUACACCCGUCUCGGGUGCUCCUCGCAGAUUACUCAAAGAAUGGCGCGUGCCAGUGCGAAACUAGGUACCAAUGCCCAAUACAAUUAUAAGUCCAACUGCGAGCGUCAUUUGAGGGACUGUGACGACAUUUUGGCACUUGAUGGGCGCAAAUGGUCCAAGUAA